AUGGUCGGCCGAACGUCAACACGUGCUCCGCGAGCAUCGACUACUUCGACGACACGCGCUACCAAAUCCACACGCGCAUCAUCUGCGAGGCAGUCUUCGAAUGCAGUCGAAAUCCCCGAUGAAGGCCUCGUGACCUCACUCCGAACACAAAUCGCUCAAGUCUUCAGCGACGCACAAAAGACAACUGCGACUCAAAGGAAGCUAGUGGUGAACUUGAGGAAGAUACAAGAAGCAUGCUGCUUCGAGCCACCAGACACCGGCAAGAAGGGCGGGAAGAAGAACAAGGGCGAGGAACAGGAGGACUUCGACGAGGAGGAGUUCAAUGCCGAGAUUGUGAGGUGCGUACUCAGGAUCAUGUGCGUCAAGAAGAGCGAGCCGGUUGGAGAUAGGGUGAUCCGCUUUCUGGGCAUAUUCCUGAAGCAUGCUUCCGAGAAGGACCAAACGAUCUUCGCUGCCGAGACAGAGGAAGAAGCCACAGCUUUCCACGAGACACCCAGCAGUCGACUGACCUCCCAAAUCCUCACCACCAUCCUCGCACUACUGACGGCCAAGGACAAGACGAUCCGCUUUCGAGCCACACAGACGGUCGCACACAUCGUAAAUAGCCUGACAACAAUCGACGACGAAAUAUUUGACCUGAUAAGAUUGGGUUUUAUGAAGCGUCUACGAGACAAGGAACCCUCAGUGCGUGUACAGGCCAUCUUGGGCUUGGGUCGUCUUGCUGGUAACGACGAUGAGGAUCAGGAAGACGAAGAUAGCGACGAUGAAGGCGCAGGCGGUAUCCUGGAAAAGCUUCUAGACAUUAUGAUUAACGAUCCGAGUGCCGAAGUGCGACGCGCUGUGCUGUUAAAUCUACCACUGUGGCCAUCCACCCUCCGAUAUAUCCUAGAGCGAGCUCGAGACAUGGAUGCGACCACCCGCCGACUAGUAUACGGCAAAAUUCUGCCAGCCUUGGGCGACUUCCGACACAUGUCGCUUGUUGAGCGAGAGAAGCUCAUUCGAUGGGGUCUUCGGGAUCGAGAUGAUCUCGUUCGCAAAGCUGCUGCGACUUUGUUCCGUGAACGAUGGCUCGAGGACUGUGCUUCUUCGCGCGACACCCGGCCUGAAGAGGAGAAGAAGCCGGGAGAUGUUGCUCCUCCAAACCUCGAAGCGCUUUGUGAGCUUCUUGAGCGUAUUGACGUUACCCGUUCUGGGGAAGAAGACGGUAUGGCACACGAAGCGAUGCGCCAAUUCUGGGAUGGCCGGCCGGAUUACCGCAAAGAAAUCACAUUUGAUCAUGAGUUUUGGAACAACCUCGAUGCGCAGACGGCGUUCAUUGCACGCACGCUGAACGAUUACAGCCACAGCACCGACGACGAGAGGGUGCAAAGUAUGAUCGAGGACAAGAUGCCGGAAGUCACCAUGUUUGCUUUUGUCCUACAGAGGGAGCUCAAUUCCCUCAUGGAGUUGGUAGACAAGGUCGCUGUCAUGGAAGAGAACGAUCCGGAGGUUGAAGAAGCACAGGAAGACGUCGAGGAGCAGGACUUCAUUGUCCAGCAACUACUUCAUAUCGCCCACACCCUUGACUACACGGACGAGAUGGGUCGUAGGCAAAUGUACAACAUCAUGCGUGAAGCUAUCGCCAAAGCUCAGCUACCGGAGGAGUGCACCAAGCUUGCUAUCGAGGUGUUACGGAAGGUCUGCGGCAGUCGUGGCGAAAAGGACUUCACUGCUCUUAUCGUAGAGGCCAUUGCGGAUGUUCGCGACUCUUUGCUAGAUGCCGAUGACGCCACAGUUACAGGUGAGGAUGCUGAAGAGAGCUUCCAUUCCGCACAAUCUGAUGCGGAUGGCGACGCACCGUUGAUCAAGCCCAAAACUGCAAAGGCUACGGAGAACCUUACUGAAGAAGAGAAGGAGGAGCGACAGAUCCGUGAAGUGAUGGUCUACUCGAAGUGUCUGCAUAUCGCUCAAUGUACACUUCAGAACGUAGAAGGCGAUCUGGAGUCGGAUACUUCGCUCACCAGCAUCCUAAACACACUCAUCAUCCCUGCAGUUCAAGCUCAUCAGGCUAUGAUUCGAGAACGCGGUGUCAUCUGCUUGGGUCUGGCCGCCCUCCUUAGCAAAGAUCUCGCUGACAACAACCUCGACCUGUUCUUCCAUUGUUUCAUGAAAGGCCACGACGCCCUCAAAGAGAUUGUUAUCCAAGUUCUGACUGAUGUAAUCAUCACACAUCCUCAAUUCCUUACGCCUACGAUUCCAGACCCAGAUGCUUCGACAGAAGAUGCAGAGCCCAUCAUCAACCCGCGCAUUCGCCCCGUUACCAAGAUACUGCUGAAAGCCUUCAGCUCGGAUAACAAGCGCAUUAGCUUAAUCUCCUGCACCGCGGCGUCAAAGCUUCUUCUCUUGGGUAUCCUGCCCCCUCAAUCCACGACUGAAGUCCUCAAAGCUUUCGUCCUGACGUACUUCGACCCUGAGACGGCAACGAACCCAGCAUUGAGACAAGCGCUCAGUUACUUCUUGCCCGUGUACUGUCAUUCUAAGCUCAAAAACGCCAAACUCAUGAGUGAGAUUGCCGUGCCGGUGAUCUCAAAACUGCUCAUUAUGCGCGAUGAGAACGUCGAGGAAGAAGAUGUCGAUGAGAUGGUGGGCUGGCCUGUCAUCACUGCUCAUCUUGCCGAAUGGACCGAUGGACGUAAAGUCGUGGGCGCGACCGAACUUGGUCUCGACGGAAAGACAAGUACCAUUGCCGAGGCUGAAGAACCACAUAUGCAGCUCGCAAUCGACAUUUUGGAACGCGCAUUGACGAGUACAUGCUCGAAGGAUGAGCGAAAGCCUUUGCUCUCACUAUUAGGUAAACUGUUCAUCACCCCUUCUGGUACGAUUCGCAAGGGAGAAGAAGGCGCCGUCGACGAAGAAAGCUUCCGCACUCUACACGAGCUAGUAUCUGAGGCUGUAGAAGGAAAAAUCGGCACAGAUGCUACACAGCGCAACGCCUUGAUCAAACUGGAAUCCACUUUGACCAAACGACUGGGUGAGGCGGCCACACAAGUCCAAGACACAGAGGUAGAGCGUACAGCUACACCCGAGGUGACUGUCGCUACCGAUGCUACUGAAGUCAAUGAAGAAGAAGAGACGGAGGGUGAUGUCACUGAAACCUCUGCGUCGCGUACUAAGCGGAAGUCUGCAGUACCGCAGGUCGAUGAUGAUGAUGAAGAAGAAGAAGAGGAAGAGGAGGAUGAAGAUACCAUGCUAGCAGGUAUGCAGGGUGAAAGCACACGGAUGCCCCUUGAAGAAGACGACGACAACGAAGAUGAAGAAGAUGAUGAGUCUGCGGCUGGACACAGUACGUUGACGGUUGGAAGGGACGAUAGGAGAUCGGGGAGGACGACAGUAACCGAAGAUGACAUCAUGAAGAGUCUGCUGCAGAGUGAAAUGGAGCACUCUGCUUAG
Alternaria atra is the source of this 3429-nucleotide messenger RNA. RefSeq lists its product as uncharacterized. The coding region runs from base 1 to 3429 and encodes 1142 amino acids. NCBI's taxonomy places the organism in Eukaryota, Fungi, Ascomycota, Dothideomycetes, Pleosporales, Pleosporaceae. The transcript has 2 exons. The record is from RefSeq and is a predicted model, not a curated record. Gene Ontology annotation, biological process: mitotic chromosome condensation. Gene Ontology annotation, cellular component: condensin complex; condensed chromosome.